GUAGUCUCGUGAGUAACCACCCAUGUGAUGAAAUGGAAUAGCCGUUUAGUUCAAAGGUCAACAACUUGUUGGAUCAGAGAAAAAUCUACUUCCGGUAGAUGCAAUGGCGCUCUCUUAUGUUGAUAAGGAAAGUUAAUGAAUGACAGCAGUUUUUGGCUAUGUAAACUAACCACCGUCUGGUCGAUAAGUCAUGGCAGAGCCAACUGUGGGAGACUAUAUCGUGCUAGGGAAACUGGGGAGUGGUGCUUUCGGCACGGUAUUCCAGGGCCGUCACCGAUGGCAGGGGUCGAGCGUGGCGCUGAAAAGGCUCAACUUCCAGAACUCAGAACAAAUUGAGACCGCCAGACGAGAACUUCAACCGCUGCUAGCUCUCAAAAGUACUCCUCACUUCAACGUGGUCAUGUUCUGGGAGUCCUUUGUGUACCAGGGGAGCCUGUGGCUGGUGCUCGAGUACUGUGACCUUGGUACGCUAAACGAUUUCAUUCUAGCAACCCCUCAUAGCGCCGAACUGAACCUUCGCCUGAUGACCAACAUCACUGCCGCCGUGACCUUCCUACAUGACCGAGAGGUCGUUCACCGCGACCUGAAACCAGAAAACAUCCUCCUGUCCGGCACUGAAGAAAACCCGGUGGCGAAAGUUGGCGAUUUUGGACUCGCUAAAGUGUGCGGCGACGCCUUUCCAAACAUCUACACCGAUUACUACAUGUCUGACGCAUGUGGGACUUAUGUUUUCGUGGCUCCGGAGGUGAUGGAGGGACACUACACCAAGAAGUGUGACAUCUUUUCCAUGGGGGUCAUCUUCGCGGCCAUGGUCACCCGGUCAACUAGAAAGGACGAAGAGGGUUCGGACAUGCUCGUUGUGUUUGUGACCAAAAACGACAUAGAUAUCACAAUAGGAGAGGCGCUGCAACGGCAUCCCGACAGGGAGGAAGAAAUAUCGCAGUGUCUCGCGGAAGCUAUGUUAGAGAACUCUGACAACGGGGCCUUAGUAGAUGUCUGUCUUCGAUUGAUACGUCGUGACUACCACGCGCGACCUCCAGCAUCCGAAGUGCACGAGGAGUUGAAGCAAUUACAACGUGGUGCCGGUAGCCAAGACCAUUUCGGACGUCGACGAGACCCGCCAUUCCUCAGAGCUCUACAAGCACAACCGAGUCCUCAAUCAAACUCGUACCCGGCAAAUCCGCCAUUCCAGAGGGCGGAAAGACUUCAAAUUCAAAUUCACCGAGGAAGACAUGGAAGAAAUCCGAUAUUUCGAAGAGCCAUUCGUGGACAGAGAAGAGGGAGACAAGCAAGAGGAAGAGGCGCAGGUCCCGUUCUAAGAAACCGAUCGCCUCUCCUCAGAGUCAGAGGUGACACAACUCAAGAAAGGCCCGAAGCAACUAACGGAGAGAAUAGAGGCGCAGGUCCCGUUCUAAGAAAUCGAUCGCCUCUUUUUAGAGGCGACACAAGUCAAGAAAGACCCGAAGCAACUACCGGGCAGUACAGAGGCGCCUUGGGCCCUCGUCGGACACCUCGUCGGGGACGCGUACGGUUGCGGGGCGCUCCGUUGCGAGGCCGGAGACGGCCGCGUCUCCGUCGACCCGCUGGAAGGAUAAGACAGAUCAGUAGAAACUUUCCUGGGGGUAUGCAGGGGCUCUACCGAGCCAUGAGGAGACGAGACGAGAACAGUGCCGCGAGGGUCAUCGGCCAAAUCCUCGGCUCAAAUGCCUAACUAGACAAUUUUACUAUCCUCACUUUCUGUUAUACUAAUUAUGUAUUUGUGUUACGUUUAUGAGAUGAAAUAAUUGAUGAUAAUUUCAUUUCAGAAAGAAUUUACGAUGCAGUGGCAAUUGGAACAUAGUGAGAAGGUUCAUAUGCUUUGUUUUUGUUUAAUAUCAAGAAGGUUCAUCUGUGAAAAAUUAGUCCUCAUGAAGUCCUCUUCUAAUGAACUAGUACGCAGAUACGAUAAGACAAAAUGGUACAGUAAGUCUCUUAAGACAAAAGCAGUACAGGAUUAGUUAUUGGCAUUGCUACAUGUUGUAUAUCGGUACAUUGUAUUUGCCGUGACACAACGUAAUGUUCUCCAGAGCAUCGAUCUAACGUCGGUCUGUAUAAAACGCAGUAUGAUAAAAACCCGACGUUUGAAAUUAUAUUUUCUCAUGUUUAAAUCUGUUACCAUUUUUUCAAAGUAAAAAAAUGCUUUGCAAUUGUUGCCAACACGUGCUAUAUUCAAUGCACUGUACAGCUGUUGUGCAAUAAAGUUUGCUUGUCUCGAGUCGAGACGACUGCCCAUGUG
Molecule: messenger RNA, 2275 nt
Organism: Branchiostoma floridae (Florida lancelet)
Lineage: Eukaryota; Metazoa; Chordata; Leptocardii; Amphioxiformes; Branchiostomatidae
Product: serine/threonine-protein kinase PDIK1L-like
Exons: 1
Coding region: 191-1711 (506 amino acids)
Biological process (GO): positive regulation of autophagy; protein autophosphorylation; peptidyl-serine phosphorylation
Cellular component (GO): autophagosome; cytoplasm
Molecular function (GO): ATP binding; protein serine/threonine kinase activity
Source: RefSeq, a predicted model, not a curated record